UCAUACAGCUUGACCCUGAGAAGAUGAAGAGCAGAUAAGAUGGAGGAAGACAACGAUGAUAACACAACAGCUGGAGGAGGAGAGCUUGAAACCAAGUCUGUACCAUCUGCAGCCAAUGAGAAAGUCUAUGAGACGGAUGAGGGUGCAGCCAAAGCCCAGUGUGAUCCAGUGAAUGAACCUGGUGAAGCUCAACACUCAGAGAAGAAUGAUGAAAGCACAGGAAGACAGUCUGAAAUCGAGUCUGUUCAAUUUGCAACCGAUGAGAAAGUGAUACCUGAACUCACACUGGUGUUAAUUGGUGAUACAAAUACCAUUGAGAUUGGAUCAAAAAACAUCUUACUUGACCAUGACGAGCAAACAAAUGUGGAAGAGUUUUCAACCAAACUGUAUGAUCUGUGUGGUCGGCACAUUUCUGUCAUUAACAUGCUUGGCCAACAAAACAUUGACAAAUUCCCAUUAAAUCAGGGAAUUCACGCCUUUCUCUUACUGUUACCAAAUGGUCUGCAUACAAGCCAUUACAGUUCAGGAGUGCUAUGGUUAGAAAAGGCUUUCGGGAAACGAUCACUUGCUUAUUUAAUCACAGUUGUGACUCACAAGUCAGACGAAAAAUGCGAACGUGCAUUGAAAGACCUGAAAGCCAACAGCAGUUUUGUUGAAAAAAGAUACCACACAUGUACAAGAAGUAUGAUGGAUGAAAAUGAGAUAAUAGCUCUGCUGGAAAAAAUAGACAUCAUGGUCUCUGAAAAUAAGUACCACUGCUACAGUGGUCUGUGUGAUGAAGAUAAAGAGCAGAACGAACCCAUGGACCACAAAUCCCAAACAAAAGGAAGGAUCAAUACCUCCGUGUUUCAGCAAAAUCAAAUAGAUGAGGAGGAGACUGCAGCUAACACAGAGAUAAAGUGUGAUCCAGUGAGUGGUGCUAAACACUUGGACAAGGAUGAUGACAGCACAACAGUGGGAGGAGAAUCUGAGAUCACUUCUGUAAUACCAUCUACAACUGACAAGAAAGGAGAGACUGAUGAAGUUAAAGAGGUCAACAAUGAAAGCAGCAGUAACAUGACUGAGCAUUCUCUGGAGGAGAGUGAUGCAGUGGAGGACACAAGUCCAUCAUCUCAGACUGUUUCAACAGUGACUAGAGAAGUAUACGAGAGGGAAGAGAAGGCAGCUAAAUCAGAGGUAAAGUGUGAUUCAGUAAGUGGUGCUAAACACUCAGACAAGGACGAUGACAGCACAAGAGUGGGAGGAGAAUCUGAAAUCACUUGUGUAAUACCAUCUGCAACCGACAAAAAAGGAGAGACUGAUGAAGGUAAAGAGGUCAACAAUGAAAGCAGCAGUAACAUGACUGAGCGGUCUAUGGAGGAGAGUGAUGCAGUGAAGGACACAAGUCCAUCAUCUCAGACUGUUGCAGAAGGGACCAAAAAGUUAGACGAGCGGGAGGAGAGUGCAGCUAAAUCAGAGGUAAAGUGUGAUCCAGGGAAUGAACCUGAUGAUGAUGAUAAGCACUCAAAAAAUAAUGACCAUGCAUCAGUAGGAGAAUGUGAAAUCAAGCCUGUACGAUCGGCAACCACUGAGAAAGUACAGAUAUAUAUAUAUGUGACCCAUUCAAAGCCAAUUCUAAAGUUGGACAGUGUUACAGAUGACAACAUUUUAAAAGCUCUUUUUAGCACCAGCGUAGACUUUGAUCAAUCAAAACAGACUGACGUGCAUCCAAUGGAUGUUCAAAUGUCAGUAUAUCACUGCUCAGACAGCUUUUUGAAGCAGAACAUGAUUACAAAGCUAUCACAAUGUCAGUAUGCCUUACCUUUGCUUGUUCCUGACCCAGUCACAAUGGAUAUUGAAUGUCCUCUCUGGACGUUCAGACAAAUAAGAAAAACAUGGAAGGUAAAUGAAAUCAAAUAUAAUUCAAACAUUGUCACCAUGAAGAGUAUGCCCAUCUGCAAAGCUGAGACACCCAUGGUGUCAUUUCUCCGCCUGGGUUCACUAUCUCUGUCUAAGUCACAGCUGAUUAACACUUUGAUCAACGACCGUCACAGCACCUUCUUCCACAGAAACUGCCCAGGUAGCACCAAGUCUCGCCAUCUGAUGGAUGGUGUGGCAGAGAUUGCCUGGUACUGCCCUGCUGGAAAACCCAAUGAUACCUUCACUGACUGCAUUGCGUUCUGUAAUCUUCAUGGUGAUGCUCUGACAAAUGAAAAACAGUGUGACAUACUGACUGAGAAAUCUUCAAUCAAUGUGGUUCUUGUACCAACUUUGGGAAAAGGUGACAAAAGUACCACAGUUAUCUCAGCCCUUUGCAAGUCUCCAAAGGCUCUCAUUAUUAUCAUUGCUGAUAAAGAUGGUGGUGCAGUUGAGUUGGUUGAGGGAAAAUACAAAAUGGGUCUUCAAGACAGAAGUCAGUCAGAUGUGUCUGAAGAACUGAAAAAAAUCAUUGGAAGAAUUUUGUCUGGACCACAUGCAUCUUUCCAGCUAGAAACCAUGGCUGAAGUCUCUGGAAUCAGAGUGGAUGAAGAUGAUGAAGUUUGCCAAAAAGGAAAAUCUGCUGCAAUGAAAAUUGUGAACUUGCUUCAGGGGUUGGAUGUGUCAAAGAUCAAAGAUACAUUUCUCCCUUGUCAAGGCCAACUGUGGCACAAGUGGUGCAGAAUAAACAAAGAACUGUAUCACCUCAAAGGACACAUUGAGAAGGAGAAGGGUAAAAAGCAACAGGAACUGAUGCAAAUACGACAAGAUCAAUGCACUGCUUCCUGUAGUAAACCGAUGAAGUUGUUCAUUGAAACCCUCUCAUCGUCGCCAUCAACAGAAAGAGAGUAUUUCCUGACAUGGACUCAGAUCUUGAUUGAUGCCCUCUCCACAGAUGAUCUCUGUUUAAUUCUACAAAGCUAUGAUGAAAAGUGGUCUGAGGUCUUGGCUUUGAAAAAGAAGCAUGACAGAUCUGAUCAGUUAAAAAGAAAGCAAACUGAGCUUGAACAAAUAUCAACAAAACUACAGUCUGCCACUUUUGGCUUGGAGCACAUCCUAAGAGAAAUGGGACAGAUCUAUGAAGCCCAUGCAUCUCUGCAGAAACAAACAACGAGGGGACAAACUGACUGGUCUAAAUACCCUGAGCUGGCUGCAGAGCUGAUGAUAUCAGGACACCCAAUGGAGCUGAUGGAUGGUGAUGCAGGUCAUGUGCCUUUAAUGUGGAUCUCUAGUCUUUUAGAUGAGGUCAUCAAGAAACUGGGCGACAAGAGAGUUUUUGUUUUGUCAGUGCUGGGUGUACAAAGCAGUGGAAAAUCAACAAAGCUGAAUGACAUGUUUGGGUUACAGUUUGCAGUGAGUGCUGGCAGGUGCACCAAGGGUGACUUCAUGCAGCUGGUCAAAGUUUCAGAUGAGAUCAAGAAAGACUUUGAGUUUGAAUACAUUCUAGUGGUGGACACUGAAGGACUGCGUGCUCUUGAUUUAGAGGGUAACACCAGUCUUCACCACGACAAUGAACUGGCAACGUUUGUUGUUGGUCUGGGAAACAUGACACUGAUCAACAUUUUUGGAGAGAAUCCAGCUGAGAUGCAAGAUGUUCUGCAGAUUGUUGUUCAGGCUUUCAUGAGGAUGAAGAAAGUUCAACUUUCUCCAAGUUGUGUGUUUGUUCACCAGAAUGUUACAGAUAUUACAGCUGCAGAGAGAAACUUGCAUGGAAAAAGACAGCUGCAAGAAAAACUGGACAAGAUGGCCCAACUAGCAGCCAAAGAGGAGGUUUGUUAUGUUGAGUGCUUCAGUGACAUCAUUGCAUUUGAUGUACAGAAAGACGUGAAAUACUUUGCCCAACUAUGGGAGGGAAGUCCACCUAUGGCUCCUCCAAAUACAGGUUAUAGUGAGAGCGUCCAAGAGCUGAUGAAGUUCAUCCUCUCCAAAGCUUCACAGUCAGCUGGAAUUACUUUCUCACAGUUCAAAAGCAAAACUCAGGACCUGUGGAAUGCUCUAAUGAAUGAACAGUUUGUUUUUAGUUUCAAAAACACACUUGAAAUCGCAGUGUACAGAAAACUUGAGGUUCAGUAUGGGAACUGGACCUGGGCCCUGAGGAGCAACAUGUUGACUAUUGAGAAUGGGCUUUACACCAGAAUUGAAAAUGGAAAACUUGACAAGGUUGAGCCCAGUUAUCUACAUGAGGAAAUGAAGAUAACCUAUGAAAAAAUCAAAAAAGCAAUGACAACAUACUUUGAUGAUGACAGAGACAAAGAAAUAUUGGUUCAGUGGCGAGGACGAUUUGAAAGCAAAAUCAAGGAGUUUCAUGACGACCAAGUGAGAGGAGUCAAAAGAAAACUGGAUGAAGUGAUUGAGCAGAAAAAUGCUUGUAAAAAGCUCAAUGAUAAGAAGACAGAGUUUGAAAACAAGCUGCUACAAAAGAGCAAAGAACUUGCUCAUCAGUUAAAGGACAAGGCAAAAGAUGAAGAGGAACUUAAAAAACAGUUCAACUCUGUUUGGAGUGGUUGGGUUAGUGAACUAACUGCAGGCACAAGACCUAUUGAGGACAUCAACUAUAACGACAAUGUGGAAACUAUACUCAAUGAGCUUGGGUUUGAAAGGCCUCUUAUAGCUAAAUGUGAAAACAGUUUCAGGUACAAACAAAUAUCAGAGGUUGGUGAUUACAUUCAUUAUGUAGCUCUCAGCAAGGACCAAGAUCUGUGUAACACAGGCCAACAAUUUCAUGAAAAUGAGAGGAAAAGUGACACAAGUAGAAAAGGAAAUCGUGUAGUUAAAUUUUUUAAAGAGAAAAUUACAAAAUCAGAAUAUUACCUGAAAGGGUAUUUUGACUUUGAAGAACAGGAACUGAUCAGAUCCUUCAUUGACAACAUUGAACAACAGUCCCUUGAUGUAAUCAAGAGCAAACCUGUCGCCUUAAGAGGAUACAGAUCAACUUACUUGCACGAAGUGGCCAACAGUGUCAAGGAAAAAGUGGCAGAAUUUGAAUCAAACAGGAAAUAUACACUGAAGAAGGAGUUUACAGUUGAUCUUUUACUGUAUGUGUUUGACAAAGCAGAGAGAUGGCUUUCAGAGUCCCACAAGGAAUUCAAAAGUAACAACGAUGCACUCACUUAUGUAGAAAGCAAGAAAAUGCAAUAUUACAACAUUUUCAGAAGCUUCUGCAGAGGAAGCUCAUCUGCUGUUGUGUUUGGAGAACUGAUCUGUGAAAAACUGAAGAGUUCCACUGUUGAGGCCGUCUGUAACAAGACUGCUAUUGAUCUUGCUGGAGAGAUGAAGUGCAGUUUCCCAGCAUUCAGUGGGAACAGGUUGAACUUGGAGAAACACUUGCUGAAGUCACUGGCUGAGAAAGAGGACUUUGGUGGUUUUAUCACCUACAUCCGCCACCCAAGGAACCAAGCAGAGACGUUUAUAAAAGAGCAAGUACAGAAAUACAUCAUCACAGACAACAAAGACAAAGCACAAAAUAUACUCAAGAAAAAUGUUGCAGACAUCAAUAAGAUUGUGAGUCAAGCUUUAUUUACUGCAACAGAUAAAGUCAAAACUCAGAGAGGAGACUCAGACAUGUGGGUAAAGGAAUUUUCCAAUUUGCUAAAAGAUGAGCUGACAUUCGACACCAUUUGUUGUCAAAACUUCAGUGACAUAAACAAUUUUGACUUCCUUAAAGAAGAGAUAGAGAAAGGCCUUGUAUCACUCAUGAAGGAUGUGAGCAGCCUCUCACUGGAUAAGAUGGAGGAAUUCAGGAUGAAGCCUGAUCAAAUCCUCAUCGAUCAGCUGUGUAACUGAUGCUGGGUGAAGUGUCCAUUCUGUGCAGCUGUUUGUACCAACACACUAGAAAAUCACAGUCCUGACAAACAUAGUGUGCCUUUUCAUCGGCCCUCUGGGAUUAAAGGAUGGCAUACUCGAGACACAGUGGAACUGGUCAUUAACUUCUGCACAACAUUAGUUGCAAGUAAUCAACGUUUCUACCCCCAUCCUGAUUCAAAUGACAUUUUCCUCUAUAAACAGUAUCAAAAGGCUGGGGAGAAGUAUGCAACAUGGCAAAUUACUCCUGAUGGGUCUAAGAUGAAAUACUGGAAGUGGUUUGUUUUUCGAUUUCAACAGCAACUGGAAGACCACUAUAACUUAAAAUUCCAGGGCAGAGGAGAAAUUCCUCCUGAGUGGCAAGACCACAGUAAAGAAGAAGCUAUUGAAAGUCUGGAUGAAAUGUAUAAUCUGUGACUGAGCCAGAAACAACCAAACUCUACUCAGAGUAACAGAAGGCCACAGUGUCUUUAACUGUUCAACAGAAAUAUGAACUUUUAAUUUGAUUAAAGGAGUGCAACAAUAGCAAUAAUGACAAUGGAGUCUUUUCCAAAAUGACUGAAACAGCACAUGUUCAUAAUCUGAUCAAUAUGUAUCUUAAUGCUUUUGGUGUAUAACAGUUGAAAGGAUGCCUAUCUUGAAGCAAAUGAGAACACAAUAUAUGUUAAAUUACAAUUAAAUGAUGAUUGUAAAAAGUAUGAAACAGAUCAGAAUUAGUCAUAGGUUUUUUUUUUUUCAUCAAAAAUGUUUUUUCUUAUUAUUUUUCAUGAUGAUUAAGAUGCAUUUAACAUGUAUGUACUUAUUUUAAGGAAAUAUUAUGUAUAAAAUAUAAUACUCAAAUAAAUGAAAGAGUUUUUUAGUUGUCAUAUUGUGGAUAUAAUGUCAUUACCUUAAAAACAGAAAUGUAAGUUAUGAUUUGACUUUUGUUUUUACUAUUUUUUUUACUUUUACAUGAAAAUCUCAUCAAACAGUCAUGACAAACUGAUCUAAUUGUAUGUUUCUAAAAAAGAAAAAAAAUGAUCAGGGUGUAAAUGUGCUGUUCAUUCAAAGAUGUGUAUGUUUCUAUCAUUACAAGAUGCAUGAAAUUUUCUUCUGACAGUUGUUCAAUGUUUAAAGAGCAAACAAAGGUGUAGGCUGUUGAGCUGAGACAUUUAUAAUUCCAAUCUCAUUAAAAGGCAUCAUAGCAGGUGACAAGGUUUUUUAGUUUUGAUAAAAAUUGUAAAUAAAAAUCUCUGUGAUUGUACUUUUUUAAACAUUUUUUGAGGGAUCUAAAAGAAUUGUGAGAACUGUAACAACUGAUAUGUAGGAUGAGUCAUAAGAUGGAUAUUCUGCUUGAACUAAUGAAGUGCUGUUGAUUAUGGAAAAAGGCAUGAAACUUGUAUUUAAGACUUGUUGAAACGGAAAAAAGGGAAACAGUUUGUUGACAUAUUGUGCAAAAAAAAAAAACUUUUUACAUUAUUUUGUUUACAUUUAUCUAUCUGUUGCCCAUCUGAAAAUAAUUUUUACACAAAUAUUUUCCUCUUCAUAUAUUUUUAAUUUUAUACUUUUCCUUAAAGUCAUAUGUGUGUUUGUUUUUUAAAGAAUCUGAUAAAUGAUGCUUUGUACUUUUUCAAGUAUUCGGAGUAUACAAUUCUACACUUUUGAUUUUUCUUUCUUUUUUUGUUGUUAUUUUUGUUUAUUUUUUAUAUUUACUUUUGUUGUUUGCUUAAUAGCUCCUGUCAUCGAUAUAUUGAUAUCCAUAAUUACAAACAGAAAUAACAGCCUUUGUGAAAACAAAAUUGGAAUGUUUUUUUUAGACCAUUCACGCAAAUAUUUGAGUUCAAGCCUCUUUUGGUAAUAUCUGGUCUGUUAAACCUGGUCUUUUCAAAAAGCUAAUUAAUAAUUUGCUUUAUAAGAAGAUCAGAUUUUUUUUGACACAGUUUUUUAAUAUGUCUAAGGCCAUACCCACACGAAGAUGGAACCAAUUUUGAUUUUUAAAAUUUUUCCAUAAACACGGAAUCGUCUCAAGAUAUGUGUAUGUAUACAUGAAGCCACUGAAAACGCUGUAGUAUAUAUGCAAGGCCUGUAAAUGGUGCUACAACGCUGCCACAAAGUACACCAGAAACACAGAAUAAGAAACGGAGCGUGCGCAUAAAACUCGUGCGAUGUAAACAAAUACAAAGAAGAAGAAAAUACAAAUGCCAGAGGAGCCCACUUUGUAUGGACUGACGAUGAGGUAGAGUUGCUACUUAGGGUCACACUUGAUUACCAAACUACAAAACUGCAGGAGGAUGUUGACUAGCACAUGCGGGUUAAGGGAGAGGUGGGGUUAUGGCGUCAUUGUUUCAGAAAAGAGGUGUACUGUGUUGUAAAUACAGAGACGCGAAGGUGGCGUCCUCAGAUUUUUUCUACUCUGGGACCCGGUUUCAAAAGUUGGCGUAUUUGGGCUCCUAAAAUGCUGGUUUCAUGUUUACGAAAGGUCUAUACAAUAAAAAACCUUUGCAGAUACACCUAAUUUGUCUCCGUGUGGACAUGACCUUAGACCUGCCACAUAUCAAUCCAAGUACACGACACCUGAUUAUUUCAGCUGUUAAAGGCGGAAGAAAAGGUGGUGAGAAGCUGUCUGGGUUAGAGGAGAAGUAGAGACACUUGCUAUCAAAGUGGAACAGACAGAGUGAGUGAAGCUCGUUUUUUCUUUAUUUCCUUUUUGCAUGUCGUGCACGUUUUCGGGUGAAGGUAAAAAAAAAAAAUUCCUUUAAAAGUGAUAAGUUUGUGCAUUUUUUGAUAUUGAUUUUUGCCUCCACAAAUUUGAUUUACUUCUAAUACUGCUAAGAAAAACUGAGAGUUUGAUUACAAUGGGAUUUGGACAGAGCAAAACCUCAAAGGGGAAAAUUGAGCCUGAUUAUGGUGCUCCAAACGUGAAGUUUAUGGAGAUUAAUUAUGGGAAGGAGAGCGUGGCUCAGUUAGAUCUGUAGGUCAAUGAGUGCUGUUUCCCGAGAACAGGCAGCCUGAGUGUUAAAAAGCUUGAGGCUUUAGAGGUGAGGUUAACAGACUUAGAAAGGAGGGGAUUAGAAGGGAAGUUUGGAGGUAAGAUCAAGUUCCAGGCAGAUUGGUCAGCUUUUCGUAAUUGGAUGAGGGAAGCCAAGCACAGGCAGGGCCCCAAAGGUUUCCCAGCGCAGUGUUCGAAGCUGGAUUCAGACCUCGAUUCGGCUCCACCUGUAUGGCCCCCACCGCAUGUUGAACACCACGAACCGGAGGGAGCAGCUGGCCAUUUAGCUGUUCUGUUAUCCACCUUAUCUGAAAAUUAUUUUAUCCAUCAUUGUAUUUUGUUUUUAUUCUUGUAUGUUUAUCUAUUUUGAAUACUAUUUGUAGGCUUUUUUCUAAAUGAAUUUGAUGAAGGACACUAACUUUCUCAAGUACUUGAAGCAUACAACAAGUUUUUACUUAUCUGAUUUUUAUUUUUUUUUUCAUCUUAUUACUGCUACUUACUACUACUGCCUAUACUGGAAUUUAUUCUGUUUGCUUAAUCAGAUUUCUGUCAUUGCCACAGUAUAUUUAUAUACAUACAUACUAACAGAAAUAUUAUUCUUUGUGAGAAAAAAUAAAGAAGUUUUCUUUCACUUUAAUAAACCAUUGACAUUCA
This is a messenger RNA of Epinephelus lanceolatus (giant grouper), 9379 nucleotides long. NCBI's taxonomy places the organism in Eukaryota, Metazoa, Chordata, Actinopteri, Perciformes, Serranidae. The record is from RefSeq and is a predicted model, not a curated record.